CAUAGAUAGCGAUAUAGACGUUUUCGAACAAUGUCUCCGGUUGAUAUUGAGACUUGAAUUGUGCUGAGAGAUAAGAUUAAUGCCCAAUACCAUCGAGUUAGAUGAUUCGAAUUCAGUGCUGGAUGAUAGUGGGUCUGGGUUCGCCAGUUAUUUCUUGUAGUUCAGUAGACCAAAGUUGUUGGAUAAAUAGUUAAAAUUGGUAGACUGAACGAACGGAACAUGAAGCCGUUUAUGUUGGCCAUUGUGGCCAUCCUGUGCGUGACAAGUGAUGCAGCGCCCAGAACCGCUAAACAGACUGAGCAAUUGAAGGAUUUUCCGCUGGACGAGAUCAUUCCCAGCCAAUUCAGCCAGCGUAGUUUUAAUGGCACUUGGUUGACUGGCAAUGAAUUCAUCUUCCGGAACCAGACGGGAGACUAUGUCAAGUAUAACAUUGAAAAUGGUUUGGAAACAACAGUUCUGGAGGCUAGCUUUUUGGAUAAGUGGCCUGGUGCUUCCCUGCAGUUCAUAAAACCCGAAGUGGACAAAGUGCUAAUCAAAUAUGAUACCCGUACUGUCUUCAGACAUUCAACACUCUCCAAAUUCACCGUAUUGGAUAUAACUUCUGGAAUUUCAUACGACGUAGCCAACGCUGAAGAAAUAUCUGUGUGCAAAGUUUCUCCAAAUGGGCAAUCUUUGGCAUACGUAAAAGAUAACAACGUUUACUAUCGUGCAACGAUUUUGAGCACAGUGGAAAUUCCCCUGACAACCGAUGGAGUACCUGGAGUUAUUUAUAAUGGAGCCCCUGAUUGGGUUUACGAAGAGGAAGUUUUCGGAACGGAUGCCACGCUUUGGUUCUCAAACGAUGGAAGCCAUAUUGCAAUGGUUAGCUUUGACGACACCGACGUGAAGGAGUUCUCGUAUCAUAUGUAUGGCGAACCAGACGAUCCCGAAACCCAAUAUCCUGUAGAGUACAAACUCCGGUACCCCAAAGUCAACACCACUAACCCUACAGUUCAUCUAAGGGUCAUGAAUCUAGCGAAUACCGACGAAUGGAUCGAAUUACCUGCACCGGAAGAUAUCGUCACCGCUGAUCAUGUCCUAGGCAUAGUCAAUUGGAUUGGAACCGAUUUGGGAGCAAUCUGGUUGAACCGUAGACAGAACGUAGCGACCUAUCAACGCUGUAAUGUGCAAACGAAAGCUUGUACCGAGAUUGUCAGAUUCAACGAACCAAACGGUUGGUACAUGUUGUACAAUCCGACCUGCACCUCGAGCGGCGAUCGCUGCUUCUUGUUAGCAAAUUCCAACGGUUGGCAACGAGUCUGGGAACUCAACGGAAACAAUAUAAACAGUGACAAGUCCCCAGAACAGUAUACCGUUUCCAGCAUUAAUGGCUACGAUGAAAGCAAAGGCAACUUGUACUACACCGCAGUUCCUGCAAGUGAACCCCAAACUCGUCACGUCUACCGCGAUGGAGAAUGUUUAACGUGCAGCUUGCUCAAAGACAAACUUAGUAGCAAUACCCCUUGCAACUACGCCAGCAUGUCAUUCAGUACCGACUUCUCGCAUUUUGUGGCCACCUGCUCAGGGCCUACCCCAUCGUACUCUCAAAUUUAUCGUACCGAAGAUCUGCAGCUUCUCGUUGAAUGGGAAUCGAACGAAGCACUACGCACUCAACUAGCGGCAUACAAGGAAACCCAAGUCCGAUUCCUCAAGGUGCCGGUCGAGGGAGGAUUCGAAGCUUCCGUCCGGUUCUAUCUUCCAGCGGAAAUCGAUUUCGAAAACCCAGAUAAAAACACUGAAAAGUAUCCGAUGAUCGUUCAGGUGUAUGGUGGACCGAACUCCGCCCGAGUUAUCGAUACCUUCACCGUUGGCUUCGGAAACUAUCUGACCACAACCAAGAAGACCAUCUACUGCCAGAUCGAUGGACGCGGUACCGCCAAUCAAGGUUACGCCUUUCUGUUCACUCUCAACAAUAACUUGGGAACGGUGGAGAUCGAGGAUCAAAUCGCGGUGACUAAAUAUCUCCAGGAUACUUACAGUUUCAUAGAUCGAGAUCGGACGGGAAUGUGGGGCUGGAGCUACGGUGGUUAUGUGACUUCGUUGACGCUGGAGAAGGACAACGGACAUGUGUUCAAGUGUGGAAUCUCGGUUGCGCCGGUUACUUCGUGGAUGUUCUACGAUUCAAUCUAUACGGAACGGUACAUGGGGUUGCCUCGAGCUGGCGACAACGAAGAGGGAUACACAAAUGGCGACGUCAGUCAGUAUGUGGACGGAAUGCGAAAUCACAUGUUCCUGUUGAUCCAUGGCAAUGCCGACGAUAAUGUGCACUACCAGAACUCGAUGGUGUUUGUUCGGGCACUUGUGGACGAAAAUAUCGAGUUCGAACAGAUGUCUUAUCCUGAUGAAGAUCAUGGACUCGGUGGUGUUUCGAAACAUUUGUAUCAUACGAUGGAUAUAUUUUGGAAUGAAUGUUUCGCUGAAUGAAGUCAUGUAUAAUAUGCAAUGUUGACAUUGGAAAUACAUCAAAAUGUUUUAGUUGUUUUUAUUUUA
This is a messenger RNA of Armigeres subalbatus, 2529 nucleotides long. Its product is annotated as venom dipeptidyl peptidase 4-like. Bases 220 to 2463 code for a protein of 747 amino acids. Lineage: Eukaryota; Metazoa; Arthropoda; Insecta; Diptera; Culicidae. The transcript is spliced from 8 exons. Gene Ontology annotation, molecular function: dipeptidyl-peptidase activity; serine-type peptidase activity. The record is from RefSeq and is a predicted model, not a curated record. Gene Ontology annotation, biological process: proteolysis. Gene Ontology annotation, cellular component: plasma membrane.